CAUAACAUGUUACACCAUUAUCACCUAUAGUUCUUCCCUUCCCCACAAUGGCCACCAGUCAAUCCUUCCUGUCUCUGCUUUUCUCAGUUGCUAUCUUUUUGGUUCACUCUGAAAUGGCCAAGUCAAUUGAAACUUUUGCAAACAUCAGGAACCAGUCAGUGGGACAAACUCUGUCUCAAAAUGCUGUUGAGAAGCCUGAGCUUGUUGUCCAAAUGGUAGAAAGGAGUAUCAAUACUUCUAGAAGGGAGCUGGGCUAUUUCUCCUGUGGAACGGGGAACCCCAUUGAUGACUGUUGGCGCUGUGAUCCCAAUUGGGUUAACAACAGACAAAGGCUGGCCGACUGUACAAUGGGAUUUGGUCGAAACGCUCUUGGAGGUCAAAAUGGCAGAUUUUACGUUGUUACUGAUCCCAAUGACUAUGAUCCUGUCAAUCCACGCCCAGGCACUCUGCGCCAUGCUGUCAUUCAAACUGAGCCUCUCUGGAUUAUUUUCCAAAGAGAUAUGGUGAUUCAGCUCAAGGAGGAGCUUCUCAUGAACAGUUAUAAGACUAUUGAUGGUAGAGGAGUCAACGUUCAUAUAGCAAAUGGACCUUGCAUUACAAUAGACUCUGUGAGCAAUAUCAUCAUUCAUGGAAUACAUAUACAUGAUUGUAAACCAGCAGGAAAUGCAAAGGUGAGGAAAUCCCCCACCCAGAAUGGGUUUAGACCUCGCAGUGAAGGAGAUGGGAUUUCUAUUCAUGGAGGAAGAGAAAUAUGGGUAGACCACUGUUCAUUGUCAAGCUGCACAGACGGAUUGAUCGAUGCCAUUAAAGGAUCCACUGCUAUCACUAUUUCAAACAACUUUUUCUCACACCACGACAAGGUGAUGCUUCUAGGACACAGUGACUCCUAUAAACAAGAUGUUAAUAUGCAAGUUACUAUUGCAUUCAACCACUUUGGAGAAGGGCUUGUUCAACAAAUGCCAAGGUGUCGGCUUGGAUACUUUCAUGUGGUGAACAAUGAUUACACCCACUGGGAAAUGUACGCCAUAGGAGGAAGUGCAAACCCCACCAUUAACAGUCAAGGCAAUAGAUUCAUUGCCCCAAAUAGCCCAUUUCACAAGCAGGUGACAAAGCGUGAAAAUACAGCAGGCAGUGUAUGGAGGCAUUGGAAUUGGAGGUCACAAGGAGAUAGAAUGUUAAACGGGGCCUUCUUUGUUCCCUCAGGUGUUGGAGCAUAUUCAAUCUAUGCAAAAGCUUCAAGCGUAGAAGCAAGGCCAUCAUCUCUUGUGUCUUCUCUCACCGGAGCUGCAGGUGUUCUCACCUGCAGAAAAGGUUCCCGCUGUUAGCGGAAUUAGGUAAGACUUGGGACAUGUUGUCCAGAAAGCCUUUUUGACUUGGUAAUGUUUUCACAUAAUGUUAUCACCAGUCAAAUAUGGCAUCUUUGUGUCCUAAGAGAAAGUCGGUCAUGUGUAUAAUAUUAACCUUGGUCACUUUUUAGAGAUUGAUUGUUAAAAGUUUGUUUAUGUGGAUAGUUGUCUUAACUAUCAUGGACAAUGCAAUAGUAUUGUUGUUUUUCUUCUUCAUUAGAUUUAAAUGAAGAAGCUAGUGGACCCCUAUAUAGACUUGAGUGUUCAAGGUUUAUUGUAAGGGUGAAUAUUGUUUACUUGUACAUUUUCUCUAAUUUUUAUUUUUAUUUUUUCUCUC
This is a messenger RNA of Cryptomeria japonica (Japanese cedar), 1683 nucleotides long. Its product is annotated as pectate lyase. Gene Ontology annotation, molecular function: pectate lyase activity. The record is from RefSeq and is a predicted model, not a curated record. The transcript has 5 exons. The coding region runs from base 48 to 1325 and encodes 425 amino acids. Lineage: Eukaryota; Viridiplantae; Streptophyta; Pinopsida; Cupressales; Cupressaceae.